Messenger RNA from Leucoraja erinaceus (little skate), 2253 nucleotides. Its product is annotated as mitochondrial nicotinamide adenine dinucleotide transporter SLC25A51-like. The record is from RefSeq and is a predicted model, not a curated record. The transcript is spliced from 2 exons. Lineage: Eukaryota; Metazoa; Chordata; Chondrichthyes; Rajiformes; Rajidae. Bases 380 to 1273 code for a protein of 297 amino acids.
GGAGGCGCAGUGCGAUCCCAGGGUGAGGGGAGGGAGGCGGUGGAGAGAAGCACUUGGCCGCUUGGCCGUGACUUGGUGGCGGUAGCAGCAGCAUCACCGACCACCAUCGCGGAGAGGUGUGGCCCUGUAGCAGUGUCCGCGUGAGCCUUGAGGUGGGGAGGGAGCGGUUCGAGCGCCUGGAUUCCGGGAGGCGGAGGCAAGGACAAGGCCUGUCUGUCUGUCUGCGCGGCCUGGUGAAUGAGAGCAGGUGAGCAGCAGCCGGCAGUCACCGCAGCCAUUGGUCGUGGAUCGCAGCCCGGGCCGCUGCAGUGGGGCGCAAGGACCAUGUGGCUAAUUGAUAAUAGUAUCAUGUACCUUGAAGGAUAAGCACUUGCAACACAUGGAUACUGAAGCACAAAACGGAUCAAAGGACCUUGUCUUACCCGGAUCUAAGCAGGAUUUGGCGCAACAGAUCUCUUGUCUGGGCCCGACUAAGUACUAUAUCUGUGGCUAUUUUGCAGCCUUCACUAAUAUUGCUACCACUUUCCCUAUACAGAAAGCGUUGUUUCGGCAGCAGCUAUAUGGAGUAAAGACAUUGGAGGCUGUCCGUCAGUUAAAGCAGGAUGGCUUUCGCCUUCUGUACCGGGGUAUUCUGCCUCCGCUCCUCCAAAAGACAACAACUGUGGCAUUGAUGUUUGGCUUGUAUGAGGACUUCUCAUGCCUCUUGAAGAGAACAACUGAUGGUCCAGAACUUCUGACUCGUAGUGUUUCUGCAGUAUUGGCAGGGACAGCAGAGGCAAUGCUGACACCAUUUGAGAGAGUGCAGACUUUGCUGCAAGAUCACAGACAUCAUAGGCGAUUCACCAAUACGUUUGAUGCCUUUAAAGCUUUGAAAGCCUAUGGUUUUAGGGAAUAUUACAGAGGACUUCUGCCAAUUCUCCUCCGAAAUGGACCUAGUAAUGCAUUGUUCUUUGCCUUGCGAGGGCCUAUCAAAGAAUCCUUACCGGAAGCCACUACGUACAGUACUAAUGUGCUCAAUGACUUCAUCUGUGGAGCAAGUCUGGGUUCAAUGCUUGGAAUAAUGUUUUAUCCGAUUAAUGUAGUGAAAGCACGUAUGCAGUCACAAGUUGGAGGAGAAUUUCAAUCUUUUACAAAAGUCUUCAUGACAAUUUGGAGGGAAAGGGAUGGCAAACUAUCCAAUGUAAUGCGAGGAUGGCACCUCAAUUAUCACCGGUCAAUUUUAUCAUGGGGCAUAAUCAAUGCAACCUAUGAAAUUUUGCUUAAAUUGAUCUGACAGUAUUUUAAAAUUUGAUCCUUAGCUGGAGCUGCAUAUUUUGUUUUGGUAUUUGAUGUCAUCCCCUGCGCCACCAAUUGUGCAGAAUUUCCCUUCAGUUCCAUGGAUCAAAUGCACUUUGCCCAUCUUAUUUAAUGCAUGGGGCAGGAAGAGAUCUGGUAUCUACUAAUGACCAAAUCUGAGUAUAUUCUGGAGUUACCUGGUUUUCAUUUACUAUUGAAGUAAGAGGGAGAGUAAAAAUCACAAACCAGGUGAUGGAUACAAGUGAUUAUUCCAUCAAACCUACCUCAAAGAGGAUGGUUCGUAUCUCUUCUGAACUCUUGGAAGUAGUUAAUAUUUUAUGUCUUUAAUCUUCAUUUCACUCAGAUUCUGUAUAGAACUUGCAUUAUGAUUUGAAACUUUGUCCGUUUCUAAAAGAGCCUCAGUUAUUUUUUUUAAAAUAUGAUUUUUUUUUUCCAAGGUUCAGAGAUGUUUUAUUGAUUACUAACUGGUUGCUUUUUUAAUUUUGUCAUAAACCACAUGUUCAACAAUUUCAACUUGCCUUUAACAUGGUUUAUACAGUGUAUCAUUGAGGUGUUUAGGGUAACAUUGUCACAUCAAUUUUUGCUUACCCGUGCGACAAUUCGAACAGUUCCCUGUCUGUAUGCUCUAUUACCAGCUGUUACAUUUGUGCUGUUGUUGCCACUAUUAUUUAUCACGUGCUGAUAUAGACUGACCGUUUUCCUUGCCAAACUACUGUUUCUAAGUGACCACAAUGUUUUUUAGAUUAGACAGUACUGCAUUCAAGUACAAAGUUAAUGGUCCCGUGAGUACUUAUUCAUGUGAAGCAGUCCACCAUAACGCUGAUUGCUUCAGCAAUCUUCCCCAUAGAGGUUUAAUUUGUUCUAUGUAUAUAAGAAUCACAUUUUUAUCUUGUUGAGUAAUCAAUUUUUGCACCUUUUUGCUGAAAAUUCUAUUAAAGAAUAUGGAUACUGAGUGCU